Messenger RNA from Necator americanus (New World hookworm), 2322 nucleotides. RefSeq lists its product as uncharacterized. Lineage: Eukaryota; Metazoa; Nematoda; Chromadorea; Rhabditida; Ancylostomatidae. The record is from RefSeq and is a predicted model, not a curated record. The transcript has 18 exons. The coding region runs from base 1 to 2322 and encodes 773 amino acids.
AUGAGAUUUCUGCUGUUUCUGAUUCUCAUAUGGAUGCAAUACAACUGCUGUUCGGCCGCUGUAUGCGUGUCUGAUGAAGAGGUAGCCUUUCCAGCAGGCGCUAAAACGUGCAAAACGGAUUCAUCUUGUGGGACGUAUAAGACCUACAAUUUUGGACAAGGCGGGGUCAGGUGCGCCAAGGAAUAUGGCGGCAGUGAUGUUGAUGGAGUUUGUUGUUUUAAAAGAAGUUAUUGUCAAAAUAUCAGAUCAGGAUCAGAUACUAUGAUCGUACCAGAUGGCAACAUUGAAAAAGUGCAAUUGUGUAAAACCCACGGUGAAUGCGACAACGCUAAAAAACAACAUAACUUGGCGAAGGAUUAUCAGUGUGAGAAAGAUGUGUGUUGCACCACUGCGACCGUUGAUACUGUGAAAGCAUGCCCAAUGAGUGAAGGACAGGCAGAGAAGCCUACUCAGGCAUCUUGCAGUAUUACCGGAGCACAAUGCGGAAAGGAUGAAUAUUGUGGUAUCAGAGGAUGCUGUAAGAUCCGCUUAUGUGAAGGUAGUCACAUGCUGCCACAACACAAUAUUUCGUCGCCAGAACAUCUGCAAUUCUUGGAAUGCACGAACAAUCAACAGUGCUUGACCGCACACAGAGACUUUCCUGACAGCUACUGUUCAAAAGUCUCCGGUGGCGACGAAUCACGAAAAUUCUGUUGUCCUGUACCCUUUUCGAGGCUCUUUCGCGAGAAGGACAACAGGUUACUUCUGCAAGCCAAAGUUUUGAAAUACCAUCAAAGCAUUGAAAAGCCUGGAGAAAUCGCUGCACACCUUUCCGGAGAAGAGGGAGAGUAUUCCAAAAAAUGCGAGACGAAUAGCGAUUGUGGAGAUGAUGAAUUCUGCGACAUUAUCGUACCUAGACAGAAAAGUACAGAGAAAAUUCUAGAAAAAAUGGUAGAUUACCAGCCAAAAGCGUGUUUUCCUUCUCUACGUUGCGCGGGAAUACCAGCAAGGGACAAUACUUCCACAGGAAUACAAUUUUGCGAAGGGACAAGUGGCUGUGGCCCGCAAGAUUUUUGCGAUUCCCAAACGAAUGCUGGAACUGAUGGUGUUAACGCGAUGCAAGCGCUGGGAGUCUGUUGCCAUUAUGAUUGCAAAACUGAAGCAAUAAAUACGGGAAAAAUUGCUGAUGAAAACAUACCCGCUUACGCGGCGUAUACUGCUCAAGGAAAGUUGUGCAAUUAUGACAGUGACUGUGGAGAUAAUGGACUAUGCAUGACUGCUAAAGAUGUGAUUACAAACCAAAAUCCACUCGUUCUACAAGGAAAAGAGCAGAAACUCUGCUGCAGCUUUGAAACACGAAAGGAUGACGAACUAUACCGUUGCCUUAUUGGUGUAGCUCUAAGAGACACAAACCAGAAAAUAAUUAAAUGCGCUACAGAUGAAGAUUGCAAUAGGGAAGAAGGAAUAGAGCUGAGAGAUAAAAGUGAAUGGAAAUAUGAAUGCGUUCAAUCACUAUCCAAGGAAAAACAUUGUUGCUUAGCACCACAUUGUGGCGACGAGCUCACCUUUAUGAGAACGGAACUAGAUUGUAAAACUCCUCAAGAUUGUAUGAGAGAUGAAGAAGACAAGAGUAAUGCGGUUGGUCGAGCUGUAUGUGCCGACUUCACUGAGAGGAAUCAAGCAGCAAAGAAAAAAAAGUGCUGUCCAAUUGCCGACGCUAAAGCACGUCUCGCAUAUUGCACGAAAAGAAAUUGCUCUUCCUUAGCUGAUUGCGAUGCUGUUCUUGCAUAUUGCCAUCCUACAAAACACGUGUGUUGUCAUGCUGGCAUUACUAGGCUAGAUGGAACAAAGCAUGAAUCAUCGGGUACAUGUCAGGGAUUCUGCAAGGAUAAGCAAAUGUUUGGUAAAAAAGUCGCUCAAUAUUGUGUAGCUGUUAAGACGUCAAACGCUGGAGUAGGAGAAUGCUAUCUAUCACCUUAUGUGAGAAUUGUGGACAGAGACCGUGCUGUGAAUCCUGUUUAUAAGACGGUGUUCAUUAUAUCUGUAAUACUCACAUUAGUAUUUGCAUUCUUAGCGGUGAUUAUGUUUGUGAACUAUCGUUCUAAGAACUUUUGCGACAAGUAUACACCAAAGAAAAAGAAGGGUAAAAAGGGGAAGAAAAAGGGGAAGGAAUCAGGAAAGAGCGGUACUAGUGGUGGUGGUGAAGGAGGCACAGAGGGAGGAGGAACGUCAGGCGCCAGCGGUGUCAGCGGUACGGGAGCAGAUGGAACAAGUGGUGCCGGUGAUGGAACCAGCGGUGCUGGUACAGGUGCUGGAGAUGGUGCUAGUGGUACUGGAGCAUAA